Messenger RNA from Pseudogymnoascus destructans, 741 nucleotides. RefSeq lists its product as uncharacterized. The transcript is spliced from 2 exons. The record is from RefSeq and is a predicted model, not a curated record. NCBI's taxonomy places the organism in Eukaryota, Fungi, Ascomycota, Leotiomycetes, Thelebolales, Thelebolaceae. Bases 1 to 741 code for a protein of 246 amino acids.
AUGAGAUGGAUCAUAAAGGAUAUUAUGGAGCACUGCAUGAAGCCGGACAAGGAUGGAAAGAGGAAUAAACUCUUGCGCUCUGAAGAGAUACCAGCCUCCGCUUGGCCUGAGCUUACACCUACCAAUUACAUCAAGGAUUUCAAGAAGUCAUGGACGAAGCUUACCCCUGAGGAGAAAGCUCUUUAUGACCAAGAUGAACUUGAUUUUCUUGUGUUGUUAAGCAUGGACCCAAACCAUGUGUACACUGGUGUAGAGAUCCAGGGUACCCUCGACUCAGCGAUUGCAGAGCGUGGAUUACGCCUCGUUAUUGCUCGACGCUCCGGCCAGUUUAAGGCAGGGGUUAAGGUCUCCCCCCACACUAAAUACAAUGCCCUUCUUGACCAUAACGAAGACAGUGAGGAGCCCUUCUUGUCCCCAGUGUUUUCAACAACUCAUGAUAUUGGAAGGAGCUUGGCUCUGAGGCGCUUUGUGUGGAUGCUAGCACCAAUCUCUGAGGUUGUGAGCAAGAUCGCUACCACCCACCUUAAUGCUAGCUCUGUUCCAAUGGCUACAGACUCUCCCAUACAUGUACAGAAGAUUGUACUGCCAGACACUGCUCCUACUGUCAAGUCCUACGGUAUUAGGAUGUCGAAUGUAGUAGACCCAGUCAAAAGACAUGAUCCGGUUCUUAAUGAGGUUCUGAUGGAUACGACUCCUGCCAUACCAUUGAGUCCUUCUCUUUCGACUGCUCAUUCUGAAUAA